CUAGUUGAGCAACUGAUUCGUGACCUAAACAAAUGGGAAGACCGUGGCUGGCUUGACGUACCAAAUGGGAGACCAAUGAAAGCCCUGGUCAAUAUCCUGCGCACGAGAUGCGCAGCCACGAUAAUAAAGAAGGCGUCCACGAGAGACGAACAGGAUAUGGUAAAAAAGGCGAUAGAGGCAGCCCAAAGAGAUAGAACAAACGAAGUAGAACCAGCGACGGAAGCUCUAGAGAUCGACCACGUAUUCAACCUCUCAGGCGCGCGCCUAGACCGAAUGACGCAGAAGCUAGCAUAUAGAGGAAUACUACUGAGGAAAGCCACGCCAGAACGGAGAAGAACAGCGCUCGCGCUGAGCAGAGUAACUGAGUGGAUGAAAGCCACCCAGGGACUCCUGGUGGACAAGGAAGACGUGUGGCGAAGCAUAAGGACCAAAGACGUGAAACGGAACAUAAGUGAUUUCCUCUGGAAGAGCCUACAUAGUGCUCAGAAAUGCGGAGAGUACUGGGUCGGCAUCCCAGGGUAUGAGCAGCGCGGCACAUGCGAAUGCUGCGACGAAAUAGACUCACUGAGCCACAUACUUACGGAAUGCGCAGCGCCAGGACAACAAACAGUGUGGCUCCUAGCCGAGGCUCUCUGGAAGAAAAAAGGUCUCCCAUGGCCCGCCAUGACACUCACCACAAUCCAGAGUGCGAACCUCAUGCAAUGGACAACGAGCAACGGAAAGCGGCGCAAGAACGCCGAAAGACUGUGGAGAAUACUGGUAUCCGAAUCAGCCUUCCUGAUAUGGAAACUGCGAUGCGAACGCGUUAUCGGACAUGAGAGCGAAGAAGACUGGAACCACUCGCACCGGGCAAUAGUAAAUAGGUGGAAACGGACCAUAGAAGACAGACUGCACCUAGACAUGACAAUGUCACAUAAGCGUUUCGGACGGAAGUCACUGAAGGUCGACAGUGUCCUAGGAACGUGGAAUGGGGUCUUGUUCGACGAACUGGCCCUGCCUGAAGAUUGG
Molecule: messenger RNA, 1008 nt
Organism: Fomitopsis serialis
Lineage: Eukaryota; Fungi; Basidiomycota; Agaricomycetes; Polyporales; Fomitopsidaceae
Exons: 1
Source: RefSeq, a predicted model, not a curated record